AACCCUAACCGUAACCUUCCAAUAGCGAUUUGAAAAGGAAGAAAGAAAAAGCUUUAAAGGAGCACCAUGCGCCUACAUCCCUUCCCCUCUUCCCCCUCUUCUUUCUCUCUUAUUUUGCCAAGCACAAAUAAAACCUAAAGAUGGAUUAGGUGACCUAUUACCCUUUAGGAACUUCUCAUAGGAGGGGUGGUGGAGUUGGGCUUUUAAACCCUUUCCCAUCAUUAAAUAAGAUCCUUCCAUAAGCCUUAUCGAAUUAGUUAGGUUCCUAACAUCUUAGAUAGGUGGUGACUCCCAAUUAAACCCUAGGCCUAGGGGGUUCCUAAACAAUUUCUUAAACGUUUAAUUCUUUAUUUCAUCCAUCUAUUUAAGGUCACAUUAUUUAUGCUGGUGAAUCUUCUUCAUGCCAUGAUACUUGAUGAUUCCAUGUCCACAUUCUAUACUUUUUCUGCUAAUUGUUUCCUGGAUCCAUGCCACUGCAGGACAUCAGUAGGGGACCUAAGAAGUCUCAGAUUAAUCACAGCCAUCAAAACCCCAUAUUUGCCUGAUGGGAGAUUUGAUAUUGUAGCUUAUGACUCGCUAAUGCAUAUGCAAAUUGUUAAUGGUGCUGAAGGUGUGAUAGUAGGAGGAACAACAGGAGAAGGCCACCUCAUGAAUCGGGAUGAACACAUAAUGCUCAUUGGACAUACACUUAAUUGCUUUGGCACAUCAAUUAGAGUUAUAGGGAAUGCUGGAAGCAACUCAACAAAAGAGGCAAUCCGUGCAACUGAACAAGGGUUUGCUGUGGGCAUGCACGCAUCCCUUCAUAUCAAUCCUUAUUAUGGAAAGACAUCUGUGCAAGGACUAGUCUCACAUUUUCAGAGUGUCCUUUCUGUGGGUCCUGCAAUAAUCUAUAACGUGCCAUCUAGGACUGAACAAGACAUACCUCCUCUGGUUCAUGCAAUCUCACAAAAUCCCAACAUGGUGGGUGUUAAGGAAAGCUUUGGAAAUGACCGGAUUAAAAACUAUGUCAACAAAGGGGUACCAGUUUGGAGUGGUGAUGAUGAUCAGUGUCAUGAGGCUAGGUGGUUGUGUGGGGCUACUGGAGUUAUAUCUGUUGCUAGUAACCUUCUUCCACGUUUAAUGCAUGCACUCAUGUUCCAGGGCGCUAACCAUUCAUUGAAUUCCAAGCUGAUGCCACUGUUCAACUGGCUGUCUCAUGAGCCAAAUCCAAUUGGUCUCAAUACAGCUUUGGCUCAGCUGGGGGUGGUGAGACCCAUUUUCCGGUUGCCUUAUGUUCCACUUCCUCGUGAAAGAAGAAUAGAAUUUGUCCGUAUCGUUCAGGCAAUUGGGCGAGAGAAUUUUGUAGGAGAAAAAGAAGUACAAGUUCUUGAGGAUCAUGAAUUUAUAUUGUUGAGUCGACAUUAGCACACUUCACUGUCCUGUAGCUUUAUGGCAUUGAAAUUGCGGCAUCAUAACUUAAUAAUUUUCAGGAAUUUCACAAUCUCUCAGAACCAAAAGAGUAUGGGGAAACUACCAAUAAGUUCUCAACAUGAGCAACAUCUUUUGUUUGCUGUUUAAUAGUUUUAGGCACUAUCUCUUGGUAGCUGCUCUUCAACAACCUGGGACAGUAACAGAGCAGCAAUAUACUACAAUAAUUCUACUCAGUGCUGGAAAAUUCUUUUGUGCUCUUUCACAUAGAAAACCUAGAAGAGUAAUUCUGAAGACUGUCAAUCAAUCUUAUGCUCUUGCACCAAAAAAUCUUCAAUCAUAUAACUUUGUCAGCCUUUGCUGUCCUAUCGUGUUCUUCCCCCCAGUAUCAAAUGCAUGCAACGAUCAGAAGUACAACCAAUGGCACUGUGGAUUUUUGGGCUGAUUCGCAUCACAUUCAAGUUAUUAUGACUCUGAAGCUGUUGUUUCUUAUUAGUAGUGAUGUGAGCCAAAGGAAUAGUGAUUUGUACAGAUUGAAGUGUACAGAUUUUGGCUGCUAACGUCGGCAUGGGGCUGAUGCUCUCACUGAAACUCUAAGUCUUUGCAGCUGUACUCAUCCUUUCUGCAAUCAUUUUGUUCAACGGGCUUGCGUCGAUAAGUGGGUCGUGAUUUUGCAAUCAAGAAAUGGAUGCAUUCCACGUACCUCCUUCCUUUUAAGUGCUAAAUCUUUAUGCUAUUCCUGAUGAAUUGGAUGACAUAUAUGUUCAUCAGAUACGUGAUUUCAUUUUCUUUUACUAGUUAUUAACCAUUUUCUUGUUUCUUACUAGUUCAAAAUCUAAAGGCAAAAGGGGAUAGCCCAUCCAGAAAAAUGCAGUUGCAUUGGAAUAUGCGAAUCCAUGGAUAAACUGCUUGAAUCCAAGUUUGAACUACUUCAAAGUACUAACUUCUAAGCCUUGAACUGCUUCAAAUCCCCCCAAGCAAGGGCAAAAAAUAUAGCUUUUCUUUUGGAACAGUGCUUUGAUAGUAAGUUGAUUUGUUGAUUCAAUUAAAGCAGAAAAAAUAUCAAAACUUGGAUCUUCUAAAUUGCCACCAGAUGAGACUUUGAAACCUCAAGACUAAUUGCUGGGGACGCAACGUGCCGGUUACUGGGCCCAUUCGUCUCUUCAAUCAAUAGUUGUUAAUCUUGCGGCAUGGUGGAAGGAACAAUAAGCAUUUUCCACUCGUAGAUCGGUGGAAAGCCAGCAGUUAGACUAGUAGUUGUUCCCAGUACUGAGAAAUUAGGUCGAUAGACUGAAGGCAACGGAAGAUGGAGAAAAUUCACUUGAAACACUUUAAUAAAUUAGAGACUAUCAAAUUGAAACAGUUUGCCUUCAACUGUUGCUCCCAAAUGGCAGGAUGAAAUUUUUUAGGGGAAAAAGGUUGUGCGUGGCUUCAAGCAGCUGACCUCAGGCGGCAAAGAGGAAAGCUUAGGACAUACCAUAUUCGAUCAAUGGAGAUAUUACCAUGUCGCACUACUAACCUACAGUUGUUUCGACAUGUAGCUAUUGCUGUGGUUGUGAUAUGGUGUAAACAAUCGCUAUCCUAUCGAGUCCAUUUCCAAAGCCAAUAACACUGAAAUGGAUCGGCGGAUUAUGAUUUUACUUGUACCCAAAUCUUUAAAUUAUUCGAUCUUGGUAAUACAUGGAAAUACUUUGUUUCCGGCCUAAGCUGUUCAUGUCUUAAUGAUCUCAAAUUGUUCUCUUCAUUGGUAGACAUUACAAAGUUUAGUUGAUCAUCCUAUGCUAGGUAGUAACUGCGAAACAUGCUGGCCUUAUUCAUUACCUGUAAUUCACUUGAAAAUUCGUUUGGCCAAGUAGUUCUUUUGUGUAUGGUCUUCUUGCCCUAGCUAGCUAGAUACCAAUUUGCAUGAUUGAAAGAAUGUCCAAGAAGCAGCACUUCU
This is a messenger RNA of Phoenix dactylifera (date palm), 3346 nucleotides long. Lineage: Eukaryota; Viridiplantae; Streptophyta; Magnoliopsida; Arecales; Arecaceae. The record is from RefSeq and is a predicted model, not a curated record.